Messenger RNA from Engraulis encrasicolus (European anchovy), 2454 nucleotides. Its product is annotated as adenosine receptor A3. The record is from RefSeq and is a predicted model, not a curated record. Gene Ontology annotation, molecular function: G protein-coupled photoreceptor activity. Gene Ontology annotation, biological process: cellular response to light stimulus; G protein-coupled receptor signaling pathway; phototransduction. Gene Ontology annotation, cellular component: plasma membrane. NCBI's taxonomy places the organism in Eukaryota, Metazoa, Chordata, Actinopteri, Clupeiformes, Engraulidae. The transcript has 2 exons. The coding region runs from base 1597 to 2454 and encodes 285 amino acids.
CACUGUUUCACGAUUACACAAUUAUCUCAUUAUGUUAUACAACAACUGAAUGUAUAAUAUUAUUAUUAUAUAAUGUUAUUCUUUUCAAUAAUCGCCUAAUUAGUAUGGCUAACAGAGCCAGCGUGACUAGGAUGAUCUAAUGAUGACAUGGCAAUUAAUUUUAAAAAAGCGUGGCUGAGCUUUAUUAAAAAGAGCAUUCGAAAAAAAAAAAAAAAAAAAACAGAGCAGGAGGGAAAUUUGUACAGUACGUAAUCUUUCAGAGAAGACAGUGCUGUAACGGUGAGACGUCUCCAUCGAUGAGAACAGAGUGAGAAAAACAAGGCCUUUUUAAUUGGUGAAGCAAGCAGCUUAAGAGGAGAGGCCGGGCCAAAAGAAGCCUCGACAAUCAUUAAUGAUUAGGGCUUAAAGCGAAUUACUCUCGUGUUUCUUGCCAAUUACCAGAACAACAGUCCGGCUGCAAAAAGCCCUCAUUAACCUGGCUGCCGCGAUUAUGGGAGAGGAUAUUGAAUGCUGCUAUGGCUGUUUGCACAGAGACGCUUAUGGACCUGAGCCAUGAGCACUGUGUCCACACACAAGCCCCCACUCGCCAAAGGUUAACCAACUUCCCUUCCAUGCAUUAAACACAUAUGGAUAUAUGGAUGGAUGGAUGGAUAGCUAGAUGGAGAGAGAGGGGGAGAGAGACAGAGAGAGACAGAGGACAGAGAGAGUGGUGACAAAGAGAGAGAGAGAAACAAAUAAGGGAAAGGGAGAUUGUUGCAUAGUUGGGUCUCUGGAAAGUAGGCAUGUUUAUCUUUUUACGGUGGCAGGUGGGGAGGGGCUGGAGACGGGGCUGGGGCUAGAUGUGGCGAAGCAGGUGAGGAGUGUGCAGCUCAGGUCGCUCCCUACGGAGCGAGAUUUGAUUUGGUAUGUGUGUGUGUGUGUGUGUGUAAUAGAGAGAUAGCGAAUGUGUGUGCGCGUGUGUGUGUAUGAGAGAGUAUGAUCUUCAAACACAGCAUGAGACUGGCAGAGCCAUAGCAGCAGGGUUCCCUUGAGGCGAACACACGGCACACACGCACGGUCAUGAAAAACGUGACCACCUCCACCUGUGUCACCAGUCUUGAGUCUGCACCCCCGUGAAAGCUCCGCUUGGAACCUGGAUAUGAAAUUUUGCAUUCAGGAAGUUAGGUCUACAUUUUAUGAAGCAUUAGUUUAAAUGAAGAUAAUUAACUUUUUCAGAAGUCUACGCAAAUGUAGCGAACAGACCUUCAAGACAUUUUUUAAAAUAAUUUUCAUCGAACAGUUGUCUGAACGACGGACUUAAACAGCGACGCUACUUAAGUGCAAGAUGAUGCCAACGCAGCGGGAAGAUGAGGAAAAGCUGUGAGGGAAACCUCACUCAAAAACACUAAGGAUAUUUGGACCUCCCCACAGGGAAACUACUACAGAGCUGAACGAUAUUGGUGGAAGCAUUUCAUAGAAUUAUUGAGGACUGACACACACAGACACACAUCAGCACAAACCACACAACCACGCGUGUUGUCUGGCUGGGUGAAACAAACAAAGGCCACACAUCAACACAAGUACGUGUGCCGUUUCUCUCUCUGUCUUGGUGUCCUAAUGGAGUCAUUGAGUGCCACAGUGUACGCUGUCCUCAUGAUCUGCUCCAGCGCCUGCUGCGUGUGUGGCAACACCAUGCUCCUGCUCUUGGUGCUGCUCAACAAGAGCCUGCGCACCUCCGACACCUGGCCCCUCACCUGCAGCUUCUGCCUGUGCGACCUGGCCUUGGGGGUCUUGGUCAUCCCGCUGGGCGCCCACACCAGCCUGCUCCGGCCGCAGGGCUACCCCAGCGAGGGCGCGCUGUGCCAGGCCGCCGCCUUCCUCUUUGUGCUGCUGCAGCUGGCCUCCGUUCACUCACUCACCUGGGCUACGGUGGACAAGUUCACGGAGGUGUGCUUCGCGCUGAGCUACACCAGCGUGUUCACCGCGCGCCGAGCGUGGGGCGUGCUGGCGGCCGUGUGGACCUACUGCCUGCUCAACGCCGCGCUGCCGCUGCUCGGCUUCGGGAGCUACAGCUACAGCGGCGGCCGCUACAUGUGCGUGCCCAGCUUCCGGAGCUCGUGCGUGGGCUUCAACGUACUGUUCCUGGGCCUGGGCAUCAUCGUGCCCAUCCUGGCCAUGUGCGGCCUGUACGGCUACAUCGUCUACGUGGCCAAGAAGCAGGCGCGCAGGGGCACAUUUGUGUGCAACGAGCAGCACUGCUUCUACGUGCCGGCUAACAACUACCUGCGAAGCUCCAUCGUCCUGGUCGCCACCGUAGUGUGUCUGCUGGUGUGCUGGCUGCCCUACAUUGUGAUGUGCUUCUAUGAGUCGUUCACGGGGAGAGAGAGCCCGGACCCGGCCUCUGCUGUGGCCACAUGGCUAGUGCUCUUCACCGCCGCACUCAACCCUUGGAUCAACUCCAUGACCCAGGCGUAA